AUUAAUGGUUAUGCCAAAUUGGCAAAGAGAUACAAUAGCCAAAUCAACCCAACGCAACGAAUGAAAGCAUGACAAGAUUUUGCUUCUUGGAAUCACAAUUCUCCAUCACUGUCUAUAAUGAACUUGCACUCUUAGCUCUCACAUACCCAUUUCGUUUUGAGUAAAGCUACAGGGGUUCUAACUUGCCCUUUUCGUUUUUCUUGCUAUUUUAGCCUUUCUUGAUUCCCCACGUUGUGGAUCUGGGUUGUUGUUGUUGUUGUUGUUUAGCCUUUCUUGAGUGUUAUCUUGAAAUUUUUGUUCUUGGAAAUUCAGAUGAGAAUUAAAUUCCAAAAAGAUUAUCCAAUAGUUCAGAUAUAGUAUUGGGAUCAUGUACAGUGCAAAUUUGACUGGUUUUGGAUUGGCUGUGGCGUCUAGCGCUUUUAUUGGGUCCAGUUUCAUUAUCAAGAAGAAGGGUCUUCAGAAGGCAGGCGCCUCUGGUACUCGGGCCAGCUCGGGCGGAUAUGGUUAUCUAUGGGAACCUCUUUGGUGGAUUGGGAUGGUAACUAUGAUUGUUGGAGAAUUUGCCAAUUUCGUGGCUUACAUUUAUGCGCCAGCAGUUCUUGUGACACCACUUGGAGCUUUAAGUAUAAUUGUGAGUGCUGUUUUAGCACAUUUCUUACUGAAGGAAAAAUUGAAGAAACUGGGAGUAUUAGGAUGUGUUUUAUGUAUAGUAGGUUCCGUUGUCAUUGUUCUUCAUGCACCUCGUGAACAUGAUCUUAAUUCAGUGGAUGAAAUAUGGGCAUUAGCUACACAACCAGUUUUUCUUUUGUACACAGCAUCAGCAGUUGCAAUAACAUUGGUACUAGUCUUAUAUUGUGAGCCUCGCUAUGGUCGGACAAAUAUUAUGGUCUAUAUUGGAGUUUGCUCCAUCAUUGGGUCCUUGACGGUUAUGAGCAUUAAAGCUAUCGGUAUAGCUAUAAAGCUUACAUUGGAGGGUUCAAACCAAGCUGCAAAUUUUCAAACUUGGGUGUUUGUGAUGGUUUCUGUUACAUGUAUAGUUACUCAACUAAACUACUUAAAUAAGGCAUUGGACACAUUUAACACAGCUGUGGUUUCUCCAAUAUAUUAUGCCAUGUUCACAUCACUUACAAUUUUAGCCAGUGCCAUAAUGUUUAAGGAUUGGUCUGGUCAGAGUGCUAGCAACAUAGUUUCAGCGCUUUGUGGCUUUUUAACUGUGCUCUCUGGUACAAUGGUUCUUCAUAGUACAAGAGAUCCGGAUCCUCCUCCUAAUGCAGAUUUGUACGCACAACUUUCCCCUCAAAUAUCAUGGUUGGUACAUGCCAAUGGAGAAAUAUGGAAGCCGAAAGAGGACGGGUUGCAUUCAGAAUUUGUUGCAAUAAUCAGGCAGGAUCAUUUCAAGUAGGACGAAAGAAGAACUUAGAUGAUUGGCCGGAGGCACUUAUGGCUGUUCAUUUCCGUCCAAACAAAUUACGUCGUGCCAGAUUAUGGAUUUUCCGAUCAGCUCCCUUUUGUCAGUUUCAGCUGGAAGUGUGUAGGUCAGAUAUCUGAUAUCUGUUAAUUAUUCUCGUCCAUUUCUAUGACUCAUUUUUUCGGCCUAGAUUGUAGAUUUUUGGGUUUGGUGGGCACCUAGAUGUAGUAUAGCGGGUAAAAAAAAAUGGUAAGAGUAGUAUUUAGUUGAUAAAUUGUUCUGUUGGUGAAGAGGAGUCUUUACAGUCUUGAGCAAGGCAAUGAUAGUUCGAGUAUUAAUAUUUUCUGUUCCUUUG
Messenger RNA from Solanum dulcamara, 1763 nucleotides. RefSeq names its product probable magnesium transporter NIPA6. Gene Ontology annotation, cellular component: membrane. The coding region runs from base 368 to 1402 and encodes 344 amino acids. The transcript has 9 exons. The record is from RefSeq and is a predicted model, not a curated record. Gene Ontology annotation, molecular function: magnesium ion transmembrane transporter activity. Gene Ontology annotation, biological process: magnesium ion transport. NCBI's taxonomy places the organism in Eukaryota, Viridiplantae, Streptophyta, Magnoliopsida, Solanales, Solanaceae.